Messenger RNA from Umbelopsis ramanniana AG, 1853 nucleotides. RefSeq lists its product as uncharacterized. NCBI's taxonomy places the organism in Eukaryota, Fungi, Mucoromycota, Umbelopsidomycetes, Umbelopsidales, Umbelopsidaceae. The transcript has 2 exons. The record is from RefSeq and is a predicted model, not a curated record. Bases 290 to 1744 code for a protein of 484 amino acids.
AUUUAUAUUGAGUACGAACUUCGGGAGGGAAACCAUGAUCGAGCCAAAGUGGUAUUCUAUCGCGCUAUUCGAGAGUGUCCUUGGGCUAAAGAUCUGUACUUGAUGGCUUUUGACGUAUUAUACCAUGAAAUGAACGAACAGGAACUGCACCAAAUAUUAAGUUCGAUGAUGGAGAAGGAACUGCGCAUUCGCACGGCUGCAGAAGCGUUUAUGGACAUGGAAGAUUGAAGGUUCCUAAACUGCCAAAAGAGCUUUGUUUUAAAAAACACGCACACACCAUGCCUUCCAAAUGUGGCGCCUUUCUCCGUGUGUUAACUUUUCUGGUCACGGACAUGAGCUCACUAACAAUAUAAUAAAUGGCUCCAUUCUCUUCUCAACUCGUCAUGUCUCUCAUUCACUUGGUCUCAUCAUGGCUCUUCAUGCUUGGAUGCCAUUGACCGAUAAUGCCAAAAGUGAAAAUGAUGCAUUUUUUAAUAGUCCCAGUCCUCCUUCGGCUGUACACCUUGCUCUGGCAGGCUUUCGCGGUUCUUCCGCACCGCCUGUGCUGUAUCGAGCUUCCAAGCCAAGCACCUUUUCAUAUUUUCGAUCAGGCAAAGUACGACCGGCUUCGUCUUUUGCAGAAAGUGGCCCUCACAGUCAAAGGACUUGGAAGUCAGACCACGAAACUCAUUUGUUUGUUGGAAAAAAAUACCGUCAUACCCCAGCAUCAUCUGAGUAUGAUAGUUUGGUUCCAACAUCUGGACGAUCGAGUAUGGACACGAUAACAAAAGAGUUAUCCAUUGGACAGCCGUAUCGCUACUCUUCCCAAAGGACUUCUUCCCAACUCUCGGUGGAUGGGAAAAAGGCGUCUCAGCGCUAUAGUGUAACCAUCCAGCAUGCAUCCGAAGACGAAAAAACUUACAUCAGCUUCAGAGAAACCAGACCAAGCGAUGCCGAACAUCUAAGUCCGUAUGCUGCUCACCCGUCACACGAAGUAUCCAGGCCAUGGUCAUUUCCAUACUUUCUACCCAUGCCCCUGAAGCGCGUGCUCACCCGACACACUUGGACAGACUGUGAUGAUCCACAGUCAAUGGAGGAAGAAUACAGCCAGUAUUCGACCACCCCGAGAUCAACCGAUUAUCAACCAUUUCUGAGGGAUAGCCCUGAUAUUCAGCAGCACCGAGGUUUAGCCCUAGAAAUUUGGAAAAGCUUUUCAACUGAAACGUCGUCAGUUCCAAGUUCCAUGCGGAUCGGUACUGGCAUGCAUCGCAGGCUUCCCACAGUGUCCUCAUUAUCAGUCAGCGAAGCAUCCUGUCCAAUUGCUCAAGCCACGAGAAAUAUCAUAUCUUCACAGCGACAAAUGAUUGACAUCGAUGCCAUUGAAAAGGGUUACUCAUAUAAUUCAACCCCGCCAGAGGAUGCGUUUUGGAGCAUACAGACAAUACUGUUUCUCUUUGGCUUUCUGGCUUUCCCGUGCUGGUGGAUAGGAGCCUUUGCUCCUUCGGAUCCAGAUGUCCUUAAAGCGUACAACGUCAGCUCCGUUCAAUAUAACCACGAUCCCAUCCACUACGGCUCAACUACCCGACACUUACCACCCUCCCCUAGCAUUGUAAUUAGACCUAUCCACCAACAGCGUGUUACCGCUAAAUCAACCAUGAAGCAAAACUUUCAGCAGCUUAAUAGAGUCAUGACUGGAGUGAGCAUGGUUGUCGGCCUGCUAGUCGCUGGCUUGCUCAUAUGGUACAAGCUGGACAUUGAUAAAUAGUGCAGAGAAUCUAGUGUGAAAUAUUAUCAUUGUAAUUAGAGAAUAAAUGUAUUUAGUAGCCAUUGAAGAAUACCUUUGAGAGGUCUAUUCUUCAAAUGAGCACACCUCA